AUGAACCCAGUGGGUGUCCACGGAGGUGCUGAUGAUCACUGCGGUCCCGUAUGCGACGGGACAAAGCGACAGGCUCGGGAGAGAGCGGCAUACACGGACCCGGCUAUGCUGCAUGAUAAUCGUCUGGGGAAAAAAGAGAGUGUCAUUAUCCGCUCAUUAUUGUCUCUCCUUGAGAUCGGCGGCAAACUGCAGCUCCUCUUCUGUGUCUCUGAGGCACCAGCCCGACCGGAUCGAGGUCAACACCCGUGUGCCAGUGUACCCGCAGCCAGCCCGGCGUUGAGACCCAUACACCCAGCCAGGGAUUUCUCUAGUGACGGGUAG
Messenger RNA from Neurospora tetraspora, 321 nucleotides. RefSeq lists its product as uncharacterized. Bases 1 to 321 code for a protein of 106 amino acids. The transcript is spliced from 3 exons. The record is from RefSeq and is a predicted model, not a curated record. Lineage: Eukaryota; Fungi; Ascomycota; Sordariomycetes; Sordariales; Sordariaceae.